AUAUAAAUUUUCAAAAUUUAGUCAAUUGUAUCUUUAAUAUAGCAAUAAAUUUUCUAAAUUAAUGGUCAAAUGUAUCUUAAAUAAUAAAUUUUCUAAAUAUUUUGUCAAUCAUAUCUUUAAUACAAUAAUAAAUUUACAUAAUAUAUCGUCAAACAUAUCAUUAAUUUAGUAAUAUAUUUUAUAAAUAUAUGAUCAAAAAUAUCCUUAUUAAUAAUUCUUUUCAAUAUAUAUGGUCAAACAUAUCUUUAAUACAGUAAAAACUCUUUGAAAAACAAUAGAAAAAUCAAACAACAUGUGGACUUCUACCCAUGUAAGCAUCAUUACACCCUAUAUAAUGCUUCACUUUGGCUCCUUACAAUUCACUCUCACUACUUCAUUUUCACUUGUGACUCAUUGCACAAGAGAAUAAAACCAAAUUCUACCAUUCAAUGGAUAUAGAUAGUAUAAUCACAAAUGAUAAAUCGUCUAUGGUAGAUGAGAAAAAUUCAUUAAUUUUUGAUGCAUCCCAAAUGAAACACGGCAAGAAGGAUUGUGCAAUACCACAAGAGCUUCAUGCUCCCCUUAUUGACUUAGGGGGUUUCUUUUCUGGUGACCCUACCACAAUGCAAGAAGCAUCUAGGCUUGUUGGUGAAGCCUGCAAGAGUCACGGUUUCUUCCUUGUGGUGAACCACGGAGUUGAUGAAAAUCUCAUCUCUAAUGCCCAUCGAAACAUGGACAUGUUCUUUAGCUUGCCUCUCUCUGAAAAGUUAAAAGCUGAGAGAAAAAUUGGUGAACAUUGUGGCUAUGCCAGCAGCUUUACUGGAACAUUUUUGUCAAAGUUGCCUUGGAAAGAGACACUCUCUUUUCAAUACUCUGCUAAAGAACACUCAUCGCAUAUAGUUGAAGAGUAUUUCCAAAAGACAAUGGGAAAAAGUUUUAACAAUCUUGGGAAGGUUUAUCAAGAAUAUUGCAAUUCGAUGAGCAAACUUUCUCUAAGGAUCAUGGAGCUCUUAGGGAUGAGUCUAGGAGUACAGAAGGAAAACUUCAAAGAUUUUUUCGAAGAUAAUGAAUCCAUAAUGAGAAUCAACUACUAUCCACCAUGUCAUAAUCCAGAGCUCACAUUAGGAACAUGGCCUCAUUAUGAUCCAACAUCAUUAACCAUUCUCCAUCAAGAUGGUGUUAGUGGACUUCAAGUUUUUGUGGAUAAUGAAUGGCAUUCAAUCAAUCCAAAUUACAAUGCUUUUGUGGUUAACAUAGGCGACACAUUUAUGGCGCUAUCAAAUGGAAUAUUCAAAAGUUGCUUGCAUAGAGCAGUGGUAAACAACUAUAUUCCUAGGAAAUCACUAGUUUUCUUUCUUUGUCCAGACAAAGAUAAGGUGGUGAGACCACCAACCGAAUUGGUGGACUUCAAUAAACCUCGAAUUUAUCCUGACUUCACAUGGCCUACCCUCCUUGAGUUUACACAGAAGCAUCACCCAGCUGAUACAAACACACUUCAAGCUUUCUCAAAUUGGCUUCAACACAAUAAUGUGCAACCUUAAGAGCUAUACAAAUGAAGUUCAGAAUUGAAGAUCUUAGAAUUUUCUUUAUAUAUGUUGAAUAUUCGGUUUUAAAAAAAAAGAUCUUCAUAUACAUUAAUUUUAUCAAGUUAGACCUGAUUAAUAUUGUUUCUUCUGAAGUUGAUGGAAUCUGAUAUAUAUGACUUCAUUAUCUAUUAGUCAAUUACAUUUUUAGUCUUUAAA
This is a messenger RNA of Solanum lycopersicum (tomato), 1721 nucleotides long. RefSeq names its product gibberellin 20 oxidase 2-like. Lineage: Eukaryota; Viridiplantae; Streptophyta; Magnoliopsida; Solanales; Solanaceae. The record is from RefSeq and is a predicted model, not a curated record. Gene Ontology annotation, molecular function: gibberellin 20-oxidase activity. Gene Ontology annotation, biological process: gibberellin biosynthetic process; unidimensional cell growth; response to light stimulus.